Aureobasidium vineae is the source of this 738-nucleotide messenger RNA. The record is from the annotation of a GenBank genome assembly. NCBI's taxonomy places the organism in Eukaryota, Fungi, Ascomycota, Dothideomycetes, Dothideales, Saccotheciaceae.
AUGGCUCAACCAGCGUCCUACACGAACCCGCUGAAGAAGUUCAAGCUGGUCUUCCUCGGCGAGCAGAGCGUCGGCAAGACGUCUUUGAUCACCCGCUUCAUGUACGACUCAUUUGACAACACCUACCAAGCCACUAUCGGAAUCGACUUCUUGUCAAAGGUUGCUACUAUCAUUCGCCAUACUGCAAACCAAUACUCGUACUUACACCUUCCCUCANNGACAAUGUACCUCGAGGACCGCACCGUACGCCUACAGCUCUGGGACACCGCUGGACAAGAGCGUUUUCGUAGUCUGAUUCCUUCAUACAUCCGCGACAGCAGUGUUGCCGUCGUCGUUUACGACAUCACCUCGGCCAAGUCCUUCCAGCAAACCCGCAAGUGGGUCGACGACGUUCGCGGCGAGCGUGGCUCCGAUGUCAUCAUCGUCCUCGUCGGCAACAAGACCGAUUUGAACGACAAGCGCGAGGUCACCACCCAGCAAGGAGAGGAAGAGGCCAAGAAGCACAAUCUCAUGUUUAUCGAGACAAGCGCAAAGGUCGGACACAACGUGAAGCCUUUGUUCAAGAGGAUAGCACAAGCACUGCCUGGUAUGGAGAGUGAGCAGAACCAGACACCCAACCAAAGUACGUUUACCUGCCCGGAUGCUAUUCUGACCAGAUCCGCUGACCGAAUCUUGCANGUGAUCGAUGUAAACAUCAACCCAGGCCCUACGACAGACAACUCGAGCUGCGCCUGCUAA